Penicillium crustosum is the source of this 1518-nucleotide messenger RNA. RefSeq names its product putative MFS transporter. Gene Ontology annotation, molecular function: transmembrane transporter activity. Gene Ontology annotation, cellular component: membrane. Gene Ontology annotation, biological process: transmembrane transport. NCBI's taxonomy places the organism in Eukaryota, Fungi, Ascomycota, Eurotiomycetes, Eurotiales, Aspergillaceae. The transcript has 2 exons. The coding region runs from base 1 to 1518 and encodes 505 amino acids. The record is from RefSeq and is a predicted model, not a curated record.
AUGUCUCCCAGAAACCCGGAGGUUGAAGUGGAAGAUAUAGACAAAUCUCUCAUCGACAAUGUUGAAAUUGUCGCCAAUGCCGACAGGCCCAACCCCCAGAAAGAAGCUCCGGCCUACGUUGCCAAUCUGACACCCGAAGAACGCACGAAAGCCGAGAAAGCUCUUGUUCGCAAGAUUGACAUACGGCUAUUACCCAUGAUAAUUCUCAUGUACAUUCUCAACUAUCUCGAUAGGAACAAUAUUGCUUCGGCUCGUUUAGCAGGUCUUGAGGAAGACCUAGGUCUUGUGGGCAACCAGUUCGCGACUUGCGUUAGUAUACUGUUCGUUGGAUAUCUGUUGAUGCAGAUCCCGUCCAACCUGAUGCUCAACAAAUUCGGCAAGCCAGCCCUCUACCUCCCCAUUGCUAUGAUUCUCUGGGGUAUCAUUUCCACCGCCACCGCCGCCGCUCAAAGCUACGCAGGUCUCGUGGUGAUCCGCUUCUUCCUGGGUUUCGUCGAGGCUGCCUACUUCCCAGGCUGCUUGUACUUCCUGAGUGUUUGGUACACCCGCAAGGAGCUGGGGUUUCGCACAGCAGCACUGUACUCUGGAUCUUUGCUCUCGGGUGCUUUCUCAGGUCUCAUCGCAGCAGGCAUCACUAAGAACAUGGACCACGUGCUAGGACUGCGUGCUUGGCGAUGGCUAUUCAUAAUUGAGGGUGCUUUCACUAUUGUGAUUGCCUUUGCCGCAAUUUUUGUUCUCCCCAACUUCCCUCGCACCACUAGUUGGCUUUCAGAGGAAGAGAAGCAGCUGGCCGCGUGGCGUCUGGAAGAAGAUAUCGGCGAAGAUGACUGGGUCGACAGCGAACAACAGAGCUUCUUGCACGGAGCUAAGCUCGCCUUUACAGACAUCAAGACUUGGGUUCUGAUGCUCAUGAUCCUCUGUAUUGUCUCCUCUGCCUCAGUUACCAACUUCUUCCCGACAGUCGUCAAAACACUCCAAUACGGCAACAUCGAGACCCUACUCCUGACAGCGCCACCCUACUGUCUGGCCGUUAUAUGCGCCUUUGGCAACGCAUGGCAUGCAGACCGUACCGGAGAGCGGUAUUUCCACGUUACCGCACCGCUAUACAUUUCCGUCGUGGCAUUCAUCAUUGCUGCUACUACCACAGCUACUGCACCCCGCUAUGUGGCGAUGAUGCUCAUGGUACCGUCUUUCUACUCCGGCUACGUUGUCGCCCUCGGCUGGAUCUCAAAUACCCUGCCUCGCCCGGCUGCGAAGCGUGCCGCUGCUCUGGCUGCUAUUAACUGUGUCAGCAAUGCUAGCAGUAUCUAUGCUAGCUAUAUGUAUCCUGAUUCUCAGGCUCCAAGAUUUAUUCCUGCCAUGUCCGUCAACUGUGCAACGGCUUUUAUUGCUAUUGUCUCUGCCACGGUGCUUCGAUUUAUGCUCGUGCGUCUCAAUAAGAAGCUUGAUCGUGGUGAGGAGGUUGAGGGUGCUGUUCCAGGCGAAGGAAGCCGUCGGGGUUUCCGCUUUUUGAUUUAA